Messenger RNA from Vespa crabro (European hornet), 1901 nucleotides. RefSeq names its product UPF0547 protein C16orf87-like. NCBI's taxonomy places the organism in Eukaryota, Metazoa, Arthropoda, Insecta, Hymenoptera, Vespidae. The coding region runs from base 267 to 737 and encodes 156 amino acids. The transcript has 3 exons. The record is from RefSeq and is a predicted model, not a curated record.
UAGGAGAUAGAUAAUCGUUGAUUGGUCUGUUCUUGUGUUGUGAGAACUGUCAUCUAGCAGACAAAAUAGAAACUACAAAUAAUGUUAUUUGUAUAUAUAAUAUGUGGUGUUCUUAAAAUAAAGUUAAUUUAGUCGUUUUAGAAAGAAGUUUGCCAUAAUGAUUUUUUAACGUACAUCAUUUAGCCAUUUAAUGGGUUAUACCCGUAGCAAAUUUAGAUAGAAAGAAUUUAUAUUUAACGUUGUGUGUGCGUGUGUUUGUGUUAAUUAUGGGAAAAACAAAAACUAUUAGCAAGGGUUGUCCUAAAUGUGAACAACAGGUACCCGUCGCUUGUAAAGCUUGUCCAUGUGGGCAUUCAUUUUUUAAUGCACGACGUAAUUCCAUCAAAAGUCCUCCUAGUCCUGACAAUGGAGUUAUGAAAACGAGAAGAACUAAUCGCAUCAAACGUGAAAAGCCAAAUUAUUAUGAUGCUUUAGAAUAUGAUAAACAAACGAAAAAAAGUUCUAAGAUAAGACGUGCUGCGGAUACCUCCAGUGAUAUAGAUUGUCGUCAAUUAAAUAAAAAGAAAAAAAGAAAAGGCAAAGGAAAAGGUAAAAAUGGUAGUAGUUCUGGAUUGGGCGAUGACGACGAUGAAAUGGAAGGAAUUAGUGGCUUAUCUCCUGAGAAACAGUUAACAUGUUCUCUUAUUUUACAAGAGCUUAAUAAUAAAAUGAGGGUAGUGGCAUGGAAGCCUUCAUGAAUUUAUCUGGGUGGAAGAUGUACAUAUAUAAUUAUGGGAUUAUAAGAUGUGUUUUGAUCGUACAAAUACUUUCGUCUAAAGAUAAUAACAUUAAAUGAAUGUCUUCGAUGUUUUGAAUAACGUCAAACACACAUCACAAAGCAAUAUAAUUUAAAUUAACAAAGUGAAAUAUUCUCUAUGUAUAUACAUAUUUUACAAAGAAAUAUUUUUCUUGUUUUUUUUUUGUCUUUUUUUUUUUUUUUUUUUUUUUCUUGUUCUUUUCUAUCUGUGAUUUUUGCUAAUAGAAUUUCUCUAUUUAUUCAAACUUUUUUCUACCAUUCUUUUAGGUAGAUAACACGUUAUAUUUAUAUCUCCAAAAUCAAUAAGACUAAUCUAAGACAACUGAUAAAAAACACAAAAGAAAUAAUUAUAUACAAAUGUAUAUAGAUAUAUGUAAUAUAAAAUGUGAAAUUGUGUAAAGGAAAGAUCAUUGUAAUGUAAUUAUCAUGUUUCAUUUUGUUAUCAAUGAAAGAUUUUGUACUUUAUAUAUGUGUGUGUAUAUGUAUAUAUAUAUAUAUGCAUAUAUAUAUACACACACACAUGUAUAAUGUAAUUAAUGAUGUAAUAUUGUACAUUAUGUGCGUGUAAAUAAUAUGUAAAUAAUAAAUUGUAAAGGCAAAUUGAAAUAAAAUCACGACGUGAUCUGUACGCUCGUAUUUUCAUAGUGUUCAAUAUUGAGUUAUAAUUUUAUGUGCGUGUAUAUAUAUAUAUAUAUAUAUAUAUAUAUAUAUAUAUAUAUAUAUAUAAUUUUUCAAGUUAAUAAUAAUAAUAAUAAUAAAAAAAAAUAACAACAAUAAGUUAGAAUAACAAGAACAACAAUAAUAACAAAUAUUCGAACUAGAUUUGAUUGAUCAUGCAGAACAACACGAAAAUUUAUUUCAAUUCGUCAAAUUAAUUUUAAAUGUAUGAAGAAAGUUGUUAUUCGAUAUGACUAUCAACAAAUUUAUAAGAAACAAAAAUUGUGUAGCGACAAAAAUGCUGCGAUUUAUUAGUUUUCUAAUACACGUUUACUCUCUCUCUUUCUCUCUCUCUCUCUCUCUUUCUCUCUUUCUCUCUUGUUCUCUCUCUCUCUCUCUCUCUCUCUCUCUCUCUCUCUCUCUCUCUCUUCAAAGAAUAUCACACUCU